CAUUCUUGUGAUUGUGACGUCGUCUUCUAUAGUUUCCUCCAUUCAACUGCAAAAUUCAUCACUGUCUUACUCUGAUUCAUACAAAAAUUUGAACAUGUCUAUUCUUAUUCGAACAAUCCAAAGAGCUCAUAGAUUAAAACACAGUUUUCCUUCACCUAGAUUAAGUAAUGUUCUGUCUCAAACAUUAGGUUUUAGUCACAGAACUUACUCUGAAAAAUCAGUGACAAAAUCACCAUUUGAUUCCAACAUUUUGCGAAUACUCCGAAACGAGAUCGAGUAUCUUGCUCCAUACGUUCAUCAGCCUGAGACCGAAUUCAAAUCGUUUAUUGUUGAAGAGAGACCCGGUGCGCAAGUGGUUACAAUGAAAGGGAAAUUUGGUGACAAUGAAGAUAUUAAAAUUGAUGCUACAAUGUUUGAUGGGUUUGCAAAUGUUCCUGCAUUUGGAGAUGAUAGUUCAGGGGUAAAUGUGCAACUUCAUCUCAGUUUGAUUGUCGAUAUAUCGAAAGGGGAAGAUGGUAAUGGAUUAGAAUUUGUCUGCUCGGCAUGGCCGGAUAGUUUGGAUGUUCACAAAGUUUUCAUAUUAAAGCGGGGGUCGACUAAGCCUUUUGAUGGACCUGAUUUCAGGAACCUGAAACCUAAGCUUCAGGAGAAGUUUCGUGAGUACUUGGACACACGAGGAGUAGAUAAUGAACUCUGUAAUUUCUUAUUCCAUUAUAUGAUGCACAAGGAUAAAAUUGAACUUCUAAGGUGGAUGAAUCGUCUCAAGUCGUUUGUGGAAAAAUAGGCUGGUAAGUUCAGCAACUAAGAAUUGAUGUAAACACCAAGUUCUGCCAUUGUAGGAGGAGUUAGUUUCUCUAGUAUAAACACAUUUAAUUUGUAGUAUUAGCAUCAAUUUAUUUAUUUGAUAGCAAUGUGCUUUAAGAGUGUUAAGCAUAAGCAUUAGGAGGAGAGGACAGUAAAUAAUGAACCCACUGUUUUCUUACAUGGUUAUAUGAUGAAUGAAUGAUAUGCAAGGACAUAAUUGAAUUGUUGAAA
Messenger RNA from Trifolium pratense (red clover), 1035 nucleotides. RefSeq lists its product as uncharacterized. The record is from RefSeq and is a predicted model, not a curated record. Gene Ontology annotation, cellular component: mitochondrial matrix. Lineage: Eukaryota; Viridiplantae; Streptophyta; Magnoliopsida; Fabales; Fabaceae. The transcript is spliced from 3 exons. Bases 95 to 784 code for a protein of 229 amino acids.